AUGCUCGAAUACACGCCCGUUAAAGAUAUCCCUUCCAUCGUGCAAAGUCUUCAUGAGCAGUUUGAAUCUGGUCUCACGAAGGACCUCGCGUAUCGUAAACAGCAACUGCAAAACAUGUGUCGUUUCAUUGAGGAGAACAUUGAGGAGCUGCAAAAAGUCAUUUACGAUGACCUGCACAAGCACAAGCUCGAGGCUGCUAUUGGUGAAAUUUUGGCCGUGAGCGAUGAAUGCAAGUAUAUGGUCAAGAACCUAAAUCGACUUUCCAAGCCAAAGGCAACUCGCAAACGAUACAAGAUCAAUGCUGCUGACAAAACAUUUGUGCGCAAAGAGCCCAAAGGCGUUACACUAGUUAUUGGUGCAUGGAAUUAUCCAGUACGUUUACUAUUAAUGCCUGUUGUGGGGGCCAUUGCUGCUGGAAAUUGUGUCAUCCUCAAGCCUUCGGAGAUCGCUGAGAAUACUGCGGCUUACAUCGCACGACGCCUGCCCGAUUACCUCGAUAGGCGAGCCUAUGUCGUGGUAAAUGGUGCCGUUCCUGAAACUACUGCUUUGUUGGAGCAAAAGUUGGACCAUAUUUUCUAUACAGGCAACGGCAACGUGGGUCGUAUUGUCAUGGCAGCAGCUUCCAAGAACCUUACCCCCGUAACCUUGGAACUUGGUGGAAAGUCACCUGUGGUGAUUACGCCUUCAGCCGAUCUCGAAACCAGUGUACGUCGUAUCCUGUGGGGCAAGUUUUUCAAUUGUGGUCAAACAUGUAUCGCACCUGAUUACGUGCUCUUGCCUGAAAACAAGGUGGAUGACUUUAUCAAAAUCGCACGCAAGGUGCUUGACGAGUUCUUUGGUGACAAGGCGUGUGACUCUGAUUCCUAUGGACGCAUCAUCAACACACGUCAAUUUGACCGGCUCAAGCAUCUCCUUGAUAAUAUUACUGAAGGAUCCAAGGUGGUUAUCGGAGGUCAAGUGGAUCGUGAACAGCUCUAUAUUGCACCAACCCUUGUGUGCCCUGUGGCCCCAAAUGACGCGGUUCUUAUGCAGGAGGAACUUUUUGGUCCUAUCUUACCUAUUGUCCCUGUCAAGGAUGUGGACGAAGCGAUUGCUGUCAUCAACUCAAAGGACAAACCACUGUCACUUUACAUCUUUUCAAGCAAGCGUGCUGAAACCAAUCAAAUUAUGAACAAGACUAACUCGGGUGGUAUCCUUGUCAACGAUACAUUGAUGCAUCUGCAAGAAACUUCGCUUCCAUUUGGUGGUGUGGGCCCUAGUGGUAUGGGUGCGUAUCAUGGCGACAAGUCUUUUGAGACCUUUACUCAUGAGCGUGCCACUAUGGUACGAUCGACUGCCAUGGAAGGCAUGAUGAAGGUGCGAUAUCCUCCCUAUGAUGAUGACAAGAUGCAGGUCAUGACCGUAAUGGUGGGUGGUAUGCCAGCUGCAGCGAGUGCCAAAAUCAAGACCGUUGCCAACGUAUGUAGCUCUGUAUGGCACAUUUUCUUUUCAAGAAACAAGACCAGCAAGUUGUAG
Molecule: messenger RNA, 1515 nt
Organism: Lichtheimia ornata
Lineage: Eukaryota; Fungi; Mucoromycota; Mucoromycetes; Mucorales; Lichtheimiaceae
Exons: 12
Coding region: 1-1515 (504 amino acids)
Biological process (GO): aldehyde metabolic process
Cellular component (GO): cytoplasm
Molecular function (GO): aldehyde dehydrogenase (NAD+) activity
Source: RefSeq, a predicted model, not a curated record